GUAUCAACUUCUUCUUGUUGAGUAAGAUCUGCAGAAGGUCGAAAAGUCAUAAUUAAACGUUCAAAAAAAAAUCAGGCAUUAUUUCCCAAGGCUUCUUCUCAGGAUGAAGAGAAUAAUGGCAGAUACUAAGCUUGACAACUACAGUGGUAGCAGCAAUUUUAUCGGAAACGGUAACUCGCUAACCAUUAAACCAAUAAAAGGUUUAUCUAGAUCAAUCUCACUGCGUCGAGCACCAUUGGUUAUUGAUAUUACUGAGGAACAGCAACAAUCUACACUACAGCAUCAUAAGAAACCUGUAUUGGCAGGCAGAGCGACUGCUGUGCCGAAGUUUACUUCAAGCUUGUGCAGCAGCCAUGCAGGCACUAUAAAUUCGUCAAAGUCGACAGUUUCUAGCAAGAGCUCGUUAAACAGCUUACGACUUCAAACAUCUUUAUCGCCCAAACCAGCAUAUCUGAGAGAAUGCCAAAAGAGAACUUGUAACAAUAAUCGACGUGACAAAAGUAAUUCAAUAGCGUCUUCAAACCUAACCGUAGCAAAUGGUUUCACAAUCGGCCAAAAGGUCGUUAUACCAAGUUUACAACAAGCACAGGGCACUGUCAGAUUUUAUGGUGAGAUAAUAUUCAAGAAGAAUACAGGUUAUUGGGUGGGAAUUGAGUUGGAAAAAGAAGGUAGUGGCAAGAAUGAUGGGUCUAUUCAAGGUGUGCGUUAUUUUAAUUGCGCGCCUAAUACUGGGCUUUUUGUAUCAGCGGCAAGGGUUAACGCAUUGGAAGAGCAGCAACAAGACAGAUCGCACAGUUAUAUGGACCCUCAUAUGUCAAGAGCAAUAAAGUCAACAAAGACAAAGUUAACAACGGCUGUUAAGACUGUUUCUUCGGUACAUCUGUCAUCUUCUUUGAAAAGAAGCAACACCGUUUCUCUACCUGGAACUACGGCAAUAUGCUCCUCUUCGACGAAACCUACUAAAUCAGCACACAUUUUAAAGUCUAGUAAAUCCACAAAGCUACAAUCUAGAAAGAGCACAAUGGUAACUAAACCUUCACCAAUGCGUAGUACUCCAUUAACAGUUACAACAAAAAAAUCGAAAGUUCCCUCAGAAAAAGAGGCAAAUACUACCGAAAAUCAACUGCAAGAGGUAACGUUUAAAGCCACCGCAUUGAGUAGCAAUAACGAGAACCACAAUGACAAUCAUAGUUGCUUGCAUCGUCAUCGCAAUAGCUCGAAAUCAUCCACGGUAGUGUUGACAAGACCAAAAUCAGCUGAUAUUGAAAGAUUAAGCCGCCUUCUUGAAAGAACAAAUAAAGAAAAACAAGCACUCACUGAACAAAUGGAUAGUCAAGAAGCAGCAUGGGAUCGCCUUGUCAGUGUGAAAGAAAGCUAUGCUGUUCGUGUUAAAGAAAAAGACAAUGAAAUCAUGAGUCUUCAUCAAAAAUUGGAACAUGCUAAUCAUGUCCUCGAACAAUAUACAACUGUCACAGUGGAAAAAAAUGAUGCUUUGAAUAAAGUAGCUGCUUUAGAAGCAACGGGAAAACAACAAAACAGAGUUAUCCAGCAUUUGAAUGAACGCCUCAGCGAUCUCCAGAAGCAUGUUGAAAUGCAAAAGAUCGAAUUUGAGACUUUGUCGAAGAGCAAUAUGAAUCAAAUAGAUCAACUGCGUGAACAAUUACAGGAACGUGAAGAGUUGAUAGUCUAUCUUGAACGCGAAUACGCAGAGUUAAGGAAGAUGCAUAUGGAAACAGUUCAAUCAUAUAAGCAAGAUGUACGUGAGGAACGCCAACAGCAUGAAAAACUCGUGCAGUUAAAAAUUCAAGAGAUAGAUCGACUGCAGAAGACCAUUAAAGAGCUUCGUCAAGAGCAGCAGCAAUUUAACUAUCUCCCACCAACACCUACUUUAUCCGUUACGACAGAUGUAAUCAUCUCUCCAUCGUCACCGCAAAAGCGAUUAGAAGCUCAGUUGGAGUUAGCGACACAUGAGCUCGACCGUGAGCGUGAUAUUAAAACAUCACUAAAUUUACAUAUAGAACAGUUAAAAGCCGAAAUCAUAAGAUUAAAUUCGUUGACAGUUUCGUCUAAUUCCCAAUACUAUAAUCUACGCUCAAGGCUUGAACAGGAAGUUACAGACAAGCAACGUAUUAUGAAUGAAGCAAAUGUAGCAACACAAGCGCACUGUAGAGUAGAAGAAGAGAAAGAGACAUUAAAGCUUGCACUUCAAAAAUCACAGCAGGAUUUGAGUGAAGUACUGAAGAAGCUUGCAUCAAUCGAAAAGGAGCAACAGCAACGAAAAUCAGAUUCAGUGCUGAAUGUAACAUGUAAUAUUGAAGAGAACGAGUUUUUUUGCUCAAAAUGUGGAAAUGGCAAUGUGAAGCAGGGCAACAAAUGCUUAAAAGAAGCUUACCAAAAGUUAGAGGAGAAGUAUAUGAAUAUUAAGUUUCAGGUAUUGGCUGUUGAAAAGGAACAGACGAUAGAAGACUUGAAAGUUUAUAAAAAGAGUAUUGCUGGGGGUAACCGACAGCAGCAGCAACCCAAAGGGGUAAAGCGAUUGUCAAAUGACUUAGUGAGCGAGCAUCACUAUAAAAGCUUGAUAAAUGAUAAGCAAUCUGAAAUAGACCGGCUUUCAAAGGAAAUGACUGAUUUGGAAUCGUUACUAGAAAGUAAAAUACUUAGCGAAGCACGACUAGAAGAAAUAAUAGUUACCGAAAAAGAAAAAGUGCGACUACUGGAAAAGCAACUUCAGGUUGCUAAAAUAAGUAUUUAAUAUCCGUAUGAAUUCAAGAUUUUGCAAGA
This is a messenger RNA of Mycotypha africana, 2781 nucleotides long. RefSeq lists its product as uncharacterized. The transcript is spliced from 2 exons. Gene Ontology annotation, cellular component: microtubule plus-end; nucleus; cytoplasm. The record is from RefSeq and is a predicted model, not a curated record. NCBI's taxonomy places the organism in Eukaryota, Fungi, Mucoromycota, Mucoromycetes, Mucorales, Mycotyphaceae. Bases 104 to 2752 code for a protein of 882 amino acids. Gene Ontology annotation, molecular function: microtubule plus-end binding. Gene Ontology annotation, biological process: cytoplasmic microtubule organization.